Salvia miltiorrhiza (redroot sage) is the source of this 1540-nucleotide messenger RNA. RefSeq names its product alpha-1,3-arabinosyltransferase XAT3-like. The record is from RefSeq and is a predicted model, not a curated record. Lineage: Eukaryota; Viridiplantae; Streptophyta; Magnoliopsida; Lamiales; Lamiaceae. The coding region runs from base 66 to 1487 and encodes 473 amino acids. The transcript has 4 exons. Gene Ontology annotation, molecular function: glycosyltransferase activity.
GUAACACAUUAAUCAAGACCUCUCUCUCUCUCUCAAAGAGACCAGUAAUUUGUUUCCAAGUAAAUAUGUAUAAUCCCAUUUUUUCGAAAAGCUUUAGUCGAACCGAACGCAAAAGGUUUGGAAGUUGUGCAAUCUUUUUGUGCUUCAUUAUUGCAUUGGGCAUUUCCUCAAGCUUGAAGCCUCAUUUGCAUCUCCUCUCACUCAUUGGUGACGCUGUGAAAACGCAGCUAUCCAUCACUGAUGUGGGAAACAUGCUUGUGGUUGAUGAUGGCACCAGAAGAAUCAUCAAACCUAUUGUUGUCAAUCCAACCGAAUAUCUGCAGCUGCCGAGUGAUGCUGCUCAAAAUAAGCUCAUCGUUAACCACACAACCAAUAUCAUCACAUCUACAGAUUCCGAAAAUGGUAGUAAGAUGGAGCCAAAACAUGCAACAAUGUGCAGAAAUUCAAACUAUUGUGAGAUGGAAGGAGACAUAAGAGUCCAAGGCAAAUCCUCCACAAUAAUGCUCUCAUCACAGUCCAUCCAAUCUUGGAGCGUAGAGCCCUACCCUCGAAAGGGAACCUCCCGCGUCAAGAAAUGGACAAUCAAACUCGUUCCACACGUGCCAAACUGCACUCAACAUCACACCCAUCCAGCAAUCCUCUUCUCAAUGGGGGGAUUCGCAGGAAACUAUUUCCACGAUUUCGCAGACAUCUUGUUUCCCUUGUAUUUGACUUCCUCCCACUUCCAAGGGGAAGCGCAGUUUCUCGCAACCGAUCACAAGCCCUGGUGGAUAACCAAAUUCAGACACAUCCUAAAAAAAUUGACAAAACACAGCAUUUUAGACAUCGAUGGAGAGACAUCACAAGUCCACUGCUACAGCAAGAUGCGAAUCGGCCUCAGAUUCCACAGAGAGCUCAUAACCAAUAAUCCAGUAUCAUCACCAUCGAUGCAGGACUUCCGGCUGCUGCUGAGAGAUGCCUACUCCCUGAGGAGGGACGGGGCGGGGCGUACGCCCCGGCCCCGUCUCAUGAUCGUGGAUAGAAAGCGUACGAGGGUCUUGACAAACAAACGCCAAGUCUCGAAAUUGGCAAGAAAGAUGGGGUUUGAGGUUGUGGCGGCAAAUAUGCCGGGAUUCGCGGGGGCCGUGAACUCGUGCGACGUGCUGGUGGGGGUGCACGGGGCCGGGCUGACGAACAUGGUGUUCUUGCCGGAUAGGGCGGUGUUGAUUCAAGUUGUUCCGUUUGGAAAUGUUGAUGGAUUCGGUAGGCUUGAUUUUGGGAACCCUGCGGCAGGGAUGGGGUUGAGGUAUUUGGAAUACAAGAUUGGAGCCGAGGAGAGCUCUCUAAGCCGAAAAUAUUCUAAGGAUCAUCGGAUUUUGAGGAAUCCAGAAUCGUAUGUGAAAUGGGAGCAAGUGUGGUCGAUUUAUUUGAAUCAACAGAAUGUGACACUUGAUUUGCGUAGGUUCAAACCCACUUUAGCUAAGGCCCUCAAGUUAUUACGACGUUGAGUGCUUUAUUUAUUUCAUUUGUCAUAUAAUCUUAUUUAUCUAAUUUAGUACUA